Molecule: messenger RNA, 1389 nt
Organism: Penicillium verhagenii
Lineage: Eukaryota; Fungi; Ascomycota; Eurotiomycetes; Eurotiales; Aspergillaceae
Exons: 3
Coding region: 1-1389 (462 amino acids)
Biological process (GO): proteolysis
Cellular component (GO): fungal-type vacuole
Molecular function (GO): aspartic-type endopeptidase activity
Source: RefSeq, a predicted model, not a curated record
AUGUAUCGCGUAGCUGGACUAGCGGCACUGUCCCUUGCGGCCUUGACCGUGAACGCAGCUCCCGUUGAGCAUGUGCACCCCACUGUCGACCAUCUGGCUAAACGCACUCUGCAAAGCCGCAAUGUUGACCUCAAGGUUUCCACUUGGAAGCCAACUGCUCUUGGUACCUCCAGCACCCUCUCAAAAUCUGGAGGCGCUAUGAGCCUGAGCAAGGUUAACACAAACCGUGCCAACCCCCGCAGCGCGGCGUACCUGAAAGGAUUGACUGGUAAAAGCACAACCAGCUCAGGCAGCGGUGGACUCAUCUCCCUAUUUGAAGGAGAAGAGUUUGCCACAUCCAUCACCUUUGGCACCCAGACUUUUGAUGUCAUUGUCGAUACUGGCUCCAGUGAUACUUGGGUCGUCAAGGAGGGCUUUGAGUGCAUUGACCUUGAUACUGGCGACAAGACAACAACCGCCACUUGUGAAUUCGGCUCCACUUACACUGUUGAUAGCACCUUCUCCAAGAUCUCUGGAGAAGAGUUUGAGAUUGAGUAUGGUGACGGUGAAUACCUGUACGGCUACUUGGGCACCGAGACUGUGACUCUUGCCUCCAUUACUGUGGACCAGGAGAUUGCUGUCGUCACCGAGGCUGCCUGGGAGGGAGAUGGCACUACCUCUGGACUGACUGGUCUUGCUUAUCCUGCACUGACGAGUGCUUACAACACCAAGACUGACGAUCAGGAAGUCUACAACCCGAUUUUCACAACCAUGUACAAGGACGGCUUGAUUGACUCCUACUUCAGUCUGGCUAUUCUGCGUGAUGUCUCUGGUGCUGCAGGCUACCUGACUCUUGGUGGCUUGCCCCCGGUUAACUUCACUGAAGAUUGGACGACCACCGACAUUCUUGUUACUACGAUUGAGGGAUACUCAGAUGCCUACGACUUCUACACCAUUAACAUUGACUAUGUGUCAAUCAACGGUGUGGAGGUUUCUGGAUCGGGUGGCUCCACUUAUCAGUACAUCGUCGACUCCGGAACGACUUUGAACUACUACCCCACCUCUGUGGCUGCUGCCGUAAAUGCUGCCUUCAGCCCUGCUGCUGUCUAUAGCGAUGACGAGGGUGCUUACGUUGUUGACUGCGAUGCUACUGCCCCAACUCACACUAUCACUAUUGGUGGUACCGCUUUCACCAUUAACCCGCUUGAUAUGAUCCUUUAUGCUGGCACUGAUGAUGAUGGAAAUGCUGUCUGUAUCACCGGUAUUGAGGACGGUGGUGAUGAUGCGACUGAGGAUAUUUUCAUUCUUGGUGAUACUUUCCAGAAGAACGUGAUCACUGUCUUCGAUGUCGGCGCUGUUGAGCUCAAGUUUGCACCACACGUGGAUUAUACCUCCAACGACACUUACUAG